UUUUUUCUUAAUUUUGAGCCGUAUAGAAUAACUUUAAAUAUUUGCAGAUUAUGUCUGGGUUUGGAUUUGUUCAUAUAAACGACUUAUGUUUCUGCAUGAUUCAUUUGACACAGCCUGACAUCGAAGUGUGUUUGAAACAAGCAUGUAAUUCCGCUUGGAAUCUCAUCAGACCGGUUUAAGUUCACUCUAUCUGGGAGAAAGAGCGCUGAGUGAGGAGGGAGGGACAGAUCAGUCAACCAAAACCAAACCACAUGUAAGCUUUUCGAUCAUACCUGUACAGCUGGAUAUCCUACAACAAGACGACACUAGGACAAGAGACCAACGGAUAAAGAAAAAAAAAAGUCUUAACAGAGGUUUGUAUUUCCAGAACCCACCCUGCUCCAGAGGACUAAAGGAAGGAAUAUGCUACUGAAGCAGACAGAUCUGUUACACAACAUGUGCACACUUUAACCAGAAGUGCCUCAUUCCAGUGUGAAACUGCUGAUUAAAGCUCUGCACAGCCAUGCCAUUCUCAAGAAGCUUCCUGUCUGAAGAUCAGCUGCUGUGCUCCAUCUGCUUAGACGUGUUUGACAAUCCAGUGUCCACGCCAUGUGGCCACAGCUUCUGCAUGAACUGCAUCGGACACUAUUUUGACUCAGUGAAGCACUGCCAGUGCCCUCUCUGCAAGCAGACCUUCAAGAGAAAGCCCGAUCUCCACAUUAAUCGAACUCUCCGCGAGAUCACCGAACAGUUCAAGCGCAUGAAGGAAACCCCGGGGGCCUCUGGAGGGGACGGCUCAGGCAGAGAUGCUGAGGAAGGCGUAAGAAAACAAGACUCAGUGGAUGGGACACUAAAGCCAGGCCAACCUCCAGGUUAUCUUCUUGAGGAAAUGAAGAGGAGACUCACACGGCACAGGGCACACAGCAUUUCUCCGGCCUCUCACAAUGAAACAGGGUCUGAACUACCUGUCACACCAAACACUGUGUGUACUAGUGACACCCAGCCAGCUGGUUUUGCCAGACAGUUGUCCCAGCGAAGGUACACCCUGAGUGGGGCGGCAGAUGCCAUGAAAGUGCCUCUUUGUCCAAAACAUCACCGUAGCCUGGAGCUGUUCUGUCGAUCUGAUCUGGAGUGUGUUUGUGCUGAGUGUGGACAAACUGAACACCAGUCACAUGAAAUCACAAGUGCUGAGAAAGAGUGGCAGAGUCAUAAGAUGAAGAUUGGUAUCACAGAGACUGAGAUACAGGAGAUGACCAAAGAGAGAAUGCAGAAAGUGGACGAGAUCAAACAAUCCCUAGUUAAUAUCAAAGUGUUGUCAGAGCGAGAGGUGCAGCGCAGCAUCCAGCUGUUCGGAGCUUUGAUAAGCUCCCUCGAGCGCAGUCAGGCCGGGCUGCUGGAGGUGACUGAGAUCAACCGUCGCUCAGCAGAGCACCAGGCUGAGCUCAUGAUCAGAGAGCUGGAGCAGGAGAUCACAGAGCUGAGGAGGAGAAGCACAGCGCUGGCUAAACUGGCCAAGACUGAAAACUACAUCACUGGACUGAAGGGCUACUCUGACGUCAACACUCCCAACUCAAUGAAGGACUGGACGGGCGCCUCACUGACCUUUGACCUUGGAACGACAGCAGUUUACAGCUCUGUCUGUCAGCUACUGGAACAGUUUAAAGAGGAGCUUCAGAAAGUUCCUGCACUCUGUCGCCCUGUGUCUGCUAACCAAUCACCGGUGAAGUCACACCCAAAAGUGAGGAGAAUACAGGAAUAUGCAGUGGAUGUGACCCUGGACACCAACACUGCUCAUCCUCGUCUAAUCCUAUCUGAAGACAAGAAGAAGGUGUGGUGUGGUGAAAGGCACCAGCAAGUUCCCAACAACCAUGAGCGCUUCGACCGUGUGGUCUGUGUCCUGGGCUGCGAGGGAUUCACCAGCGGCCGACACUACUGGGAGGUGGAGGUGGAUGGAAAGACGGACUGGGAUCUGGGAGUGGCGAGUCAUUCCUGCAACAGGAAGGGUAAGAUCACAGUCAGCCCCAGCAACGGCUACUGGUUUCUUAGCUUGCGGGACAAGAACAACUAUGCCUUCAGGACUGAGCCUUCCACUGCCUUAACCCUCAACCUCAGACCUCAGAAGAUAGGGCUGUUUGUGGACUACGAAAAAGGCCAAGUGUCCUUUUAUAAUGUGGACGCAAAGAUGCACAUUUACACAUUUAUGGACAACUUUUCAGAGACCAUUUAUCCAUUUUUCAGUCCCUGUACCAAUAAAACAGGCAAAAAUGAUGCUCCGCUGAAGAUCACACCUGUGCUUAUGGAUUGAACAGUGAAAUGUAAACUUUUUCUGAUUGCAAAUGUUGUUUACGUUCCCUUUUUUUUUUUUUUUUUUUUGUACUUGCAGUAAAUGAUUUAUCUGCUGCCACAUUAGUACUUCAUUUUCACCGAUAACAUAAAGAGUUUGGAUCACUUGGAUGACCGUACUUCCAGGAUUUAGCUUUUAGCUCGUACAUUAUAUGUACAAUGCAUGCAUGCUACAGGUUAAUGCAUGCUACUUUCAGUCAUUACCCUUCAGAAAAUAUGAAAACAAUAAGAAAACAAAGCCAAAUCCCAAGCAUUUUUAUGCAAUUUAGAAAUCCUGGCCAGGGCAUGUCUUAAAUGUCUUAAUCUUCCCUUCAGGAAGGAAAGACUCAAAUAAUACAGUAGACUAUACGUUUCUUAAACAAGAAUGCACCGCAAUCCACUAUAACAAUUAAUAGCCUUUACUUUGCAGGCAUUAAAGAGAAAAUGAAUACUUUAAUUCAAAGAUGAAUGUUAUUCAGUUGUGUUGUUUUGUUUGUCAAUUUUCUUUCUUCCACUGUUGCAGGCCUAUACAGUUCAUUUGGCCCGCUCUGAAAUGUAGCCUAGUUCUCACACACUGCACUUUAAAGUUUCUGUUACGAUGAGUGUACUUGAACACGAUGAAAUAAACAUUAUGGUGUCAGAUGGCAA
This is a messenger RNA of Carassius auratus (goldfish), 2949 nucleotides long. RefSeq names its product E3 ubiquitin-protein ligase TRIM39. The transcript is spliced from 9 exons. Lineage: Eukaryota; Metazoa; Chordata; Actinopteri; Cypriniformes; Cyprinidae. The record is from RefSeq and is a predicted model, not a curated record. The coding region runs from base 503 to 2284 and encodes 593 amino acids. Gene Ontology annotation, molecular function: zinc ion binding; protein binding.